AUGGGCAGCACAACUGCAGAGAGACUGGCAGACAGGAAGAUAGAGAAAUUUGACAAGAACAUUACUACCAGAGGUUUUGUUCCUGAGACCACCACCAAGAAGGGAAAGGACUACCCUGUCGGACCCAUUCUCCUCGGUUUCUUUGUAUUCGUUGUCAUUGGUUCAUCUCUCUUCCAGAUCAUCAGGACUGCAACUAGCGGAGGCAUGGCGUAAACCUAAUCAUCAUUCAAGCUAGAAGAUUCAUUUUCAAUAUGAGAAUCUCUCUUCUUCUGGCUUGUCUCUUUUUCCUUUAUACUGUAGAAUGUGUUUAUCCUGUUUACUACUUGUUAUGAAGAAAUUUGAUAGGUUUUUC
Molecule: messenger RNA, 352 nt
Organism: Brassica napus (rape)
Lineage: Eukaryota; Viridiplantae; Streptophyta; Magnoliopsida; Brassicales; Brassicaceae
Product: stress-associated endoplasmic reticulum protein 2-like
Exons: 3
Coding region: 1-213 (70 amino acids)
Biological process (GO): endoplasmic reticulum unfolded protein response
Cellular component (GO): endoplasmic reticulum
Source: RefSeq, a predicted model, not a curated record